This is a messenger RNA of Aplysia californica (California sea hare), 2092 nucleotides long. RefSeq names its product homeobox protein 2. NCBI's taxonomy places the organism in Eukaryota, Metazoa, Mollusca, Gastropoda, Aplysiida, Aplysiidae. The record is from RefSeq and is a predicted model, not a curated record.
UAACUGAUGACGUCGACUUGCUAGCCCUUAGUGUUGUAAGCUGACGACAACGACGAGAACAGCCCAAGCAACCACCCAGCAGGCUGUCAUCACCGCCACCACCACCGUCACCGCGCGCGAAGUCUAGACGCACAGCGAACGACCAGACCUAGUGGUCGUGGUGCUUCUCCUUCUUCAUCAUCUCCGCCGCGGCUUCUCUCUCUCUUUCUCUCACACACACACCUCUCUUCGUUCUCGUUCACAUGAGGACGAGGACAGGUAAGGUAGUCGUUCCUGCUCACCUCACCUGGUUGACCCUUGGGCUCUCUCUCUCUCUCUCCCCGACUGCGACUCUGACUGACAUCACAGGAGACGGGACGAAAAGGUAAGCGGUAAGCGCCCUGGAUCGACGGACGGAAGGACGGCGGACUGACUGAAAGAGUGAGCGAGUGAGUGGACGCGCCCUACCGGAGUUUCUCAUGGGCUGUGUGUGUCCUGGCUUACGUCUGUGCCCAAACUACGACCCUCAGAACUAGGACAACGAUAGAUGGUGUAUCGAAACUGUGACCCUCAGAAUUAGGACCACGACAGAAGGUGCAAUGAUCAUGUUCGGAAUGGCAGUCUCGUACCGCCGUGUUUGAUGAUGAUUAUGCUUGUUCGGGGAAAAAAUAAUGACUGAACAGUUGAUGAAUGCGACGACGAAUCCAGAAAAUGUUGCAUACUUCUGAAAGUUGUUGGACUUAUGAAUGCUGACAGCAGGUUCGAGUCCUAUUGAGACUUUGUUAUUAUAAUUGUUGUUGGUUGGGCUCGGUUGUUUUUUUCCUGUAACCUUGAUUGCAUAGAGGGCUUUUCAGACUUCCCUUCUGCACACUCGUAUUGGAAAUGGCCGUUAAUUCGGAGAUCUUGCUGUUGUAGUAAACUGUGAACUGUAAUUCACAGAUUCCUCCCAAGGUAAAAGAGCAGAGAUAGAGAUAAGAAAGGAGAUAGGAGAGGAUUAUUUUUGAAGACGGAAAUGCUUAACAUCAUCAUCAGCACCACCACCUCCACCUCGGGAUGUGGACGUAUAUGUACGCCCUGACGUUCCCCGAUAAAGUCAACGUUCGAUCAGGACAGCGAUGAGCGGUGCGGCGCCUGGCCUGGGCGGCCGAGGGGCGGGAGAUCCUGGCUCCUCCUACUCCUCCUCCUCGCGCCCCGUCUCCGCCCCUUCUUACACUUCGCCGGACCGUGCCGCGCGCCUGUCGCCGACCACCGUGGGCAGCGUGUUCCCGGCCCUGGAGAACCUACAACGGAUCAGUCACGGCCACGCCUCGGCUUCUUCCGCGACGGCUGGCGGCAGCGGCGGCGGUGUCUCCUCGUCUUCAGCGCCGUCAGGGCGUGACGGUUCCGCCGCUCCUUCCCGCGUGACGCGCUCGCCCUCCGCGGCGGCGAGUUCUUCUUAUUCCGCCCAUCAACACCCCACGGCGCAUCAUCAUCAUCAUCAUCAGACGCGUUCGUCCACGUCAACUCCACGCGGAGGCGGCGGCGGCGGUGGAGGUAGCGGUGUGCUUUCGGCUAUGUCGGGCGGACCCGCGGUCAUCUCCCAACCCACCCUACCCACUUACAGACAAGCCAGCGUGGAAGGCCCCAGCGGCGGGUUCCUCUCCGCACAUACUUCCCCAGAUCCCGCCACCGCGGCAAAAUCAACACCGGCAACAGCGGGAUCGAACCCGGGCCUCUCGCAACAGCGGCGGGAACAACAACAGCAGCAACAACAACAACAACAACAACAGGUCGGGGGAUAGCAACAACAAUAGCAACAGCAACAACAACGAAAGCAGAGACCAGCAGCGCCGUAACAACCGACACCGCUCAACGCACGGCGGCGACCGUUCCCACCGCCACCACCGCCACCGGCGACGCCUGCGCUCCCAGCCCUCGUCCUCCUCGGCCUCCCAGGGCGAGGGCGGCAUGUGCAAGGAGCCGUGUGUCAAGUGUGUAGUGACCGUGACCUCGUUCCGCUGGGUGCUGGUGGUGCUGUCCGUGCUGGGCGUGUGCUGUGUGGUCACCGGCAUCGUCCUGGCCGCCCUGCACGCCGCGGGGAACAGCUUUCUCUUCCUGGCCAUUAUGUUCAUUG